Molecule: messenger RNA, 867 nt
Organism: Coniophora puteana RWD-64-598 SS2
Lineage: Eukaryota; Fungi; Basidiomycota; Agaricomycetes; Boletales; Coniophoraceae
Product: NAD(P)-binding protein
Exons: 5
Coding region: 1-867 (288 amino acids)
Source: RefSeq, a predicted model, not a curated record
AUGGCCUCAGCGACCGACCUUUCUGCUAAUACGUCGGAACAAAAGGUUACUCAGGCCGCACUUGCGCGUGGCGAUCGCGUGUUUGCCACCCUCCGCAGUCCAUCCUUACUUGCCGACCUUCAGACAAAAUAUCCUGCCUCGCAGCUGCGCGUUCAUGAGCUCGACGUUACCCACGAGGGCAAGAUUGGACCCGCGUUCGUGCAAGCCGUCGCCGCCUUCGGCAGGAUUGACGCCGUAUUCAACAACGCGGGCUUCGGCGUCAUCUCCGAGGCUGAGGGCAUAGACGAUGCCAACGCGCGUAGUCUCUUCGAAGUCAUGUUUUGGGGUGCAUCCUACGUUACGCGGGAGGCGGUGCGUACAUUCCGUGAACAAGUCCCUCCAGGGGGGAAGUUAUUCCAGGUCGCAUCCAGGACGAGUAUAGAGGCAGCACCAGGUGUCGCGCAUUACUCUGCGGCGAAGGCCGCGCUCGAGUAUCUGACAGAGGCGUAUUUACAGGAGGUAGACAAAUCAUGGAACAUAUGGUUCACACUCCUUGAGCCAGCGUUAUUUCGCACAGCCGCCCCUUCAAGGAACAUUAUAGAGCCACAGCACCCUGCAUACAAAAACCCAAGCCUCGCCAUAACUAAAUCCCGAAAUGUCCUUCAAGACCUCUCCAAGUUCGACGGGAAUCCUGCCAAACUAGCCAGAGUUGUCCUGGAGCUUUCCGACAUCACUGACGAGAAAGCUUGGCCGUUUCGUGUGCCAUUGCACCGUGUGGCUCUCGAGGCGGCUCGUAGAAAAGGACGUCAUCUUCUUGAAGCAGCGGAGACGCAAGCGUUUAGGUCAGAUGACGUCUACUUCGGCAAGGGCGGAACCUCUUUGCUGUAA